AGGAUAAUGAUGGGUUUCUUAUCUAUCACGUCCUGCAUCUCUUCCUAAAGCGUCCACACAGUGGGCUCGAUCGCGUCAUGGAAUUUGCUGUGCCGCUUUCUCAACACGGUCACGGGAAGGGUGGACAAUAAUUCUGAAUCGGGAUCUACCUCCGCAGCUACAUGAUAAGGUUCGAGAUGCCCCAUUGUUUGGGAAAUCAUAUGCUAUUUUCAACGCUUUGAAAAUACCCGUUCGCCGCCGAAAGCAACAAUAUGAACGAAAAAGAUGUUGAGGCCGCAGGUCGCCCUCAUGAUGUAGCAACGGUUCGAAUAUCAGACCCCAUCCCGAGAAGCAAAGGCAAAAAGAGCCUUUCCUUCUACAUGUCAAUACUGAUGUUGGCUAUGAUUGCGCUGAUCGUAUCCUGGGAUGUGACUGCCCUGUCUUUAGCAUUACCAGUCAUUGCCAACCGGCUCGGUGGGACCAACUUCCAAUCAUUCUGGGCAAGCAUAGCUUUCAUUCUCGGAAUAGCCGUCACUCAGCCGAUAUAUUCAAGUAUAUCCGACGUCAUGGGACGGAAGCAAGUGCUUUACGUAGCCAUUGCACUAUUUGGAGUUGGCUGUAUAGUCUUCGCCACCGCAAAAGACAUGAGCACCAUCAUUGUCGGCCGGCUGAUCAAAGGCCUCGGUGCCGGCGGUCUUGAUGUCCUGCAGACCAUGAUUCUCUGCGACAUCACGACCAUGAAGGAGAGAGCGCGCUGGCUGGGUGUGCUUUCUUCCGCGAACGCCGUCGGUGCGGUCACCGGGCCAUUCAUUGGUGGAGCAUUUGCGCAGGAUGUCGGAUGGCCGUGGCUCGGAUGGAUCAACCUUAUCGCGGCCGGCAUCACGGGCGUACUGACAUUCUUCUUCCUUCACCUUACUCCCAUUGAGGGCGACUUGAAGACGAAAGCUAGGAAGCUUGAUUGGUCUGGGUUUGCCUUGUUUACAAUCAUCGGCACAAUCAUUGCUCUACCGCUCAGCUGGGGAAACACGCUGUAUCCUUGGGGCUCUUGGCGCACACUUGUUCCGCUGCUCAUCGGGAUAGUCCUGCUCAUCUCAUUCGGGUUCGUGGAGAAGAGGGCAACGGCACCCAUGAUCCCAUACAAGAUUUUCGACAACAUCUCAUUCAUCACAGGCAUUGUCUCGGGGUUUCUCUACGGCUCUUUGCUCAAUCCUGUGCUUCUCUACCUCCCGCUGUUCUACCAAGCUGUAUAUCUGGAAACGCCCAUCGUUGCUGCGAAGUCUAUCCUACCGCUCUGUUGCCUGGUCGUCUCUGCAAGCAUCAUUGCAUCGAUAAUCAUCGAAUGGUCUCGAAAAUAUCGAGCCACGCUUUGGACGGGCUGGAUCCUUUCGACGGUGUUUAUGGGUCUGCUCUACAUCAUCGGCGGCUACGUCUAUCAAACCUUCCUCGGGGCAGGUCUCGGAACUGCCCUUAUGGCAACGAUGAUCGCUACCCUGGCGAGCGUAACAAGUGUUGACAACGAGGGACUAGCAGCUGGCAUGCUGGUUACAUCUCGAUUUUUAGGCUCACUCAUAGGUCUGGCGGUGUGCUCGACGGUCUUCAGCUCCGCCUUUGGAGCACGUCUUGCCGCAUCUAUCGGUGAUCUCCCACCAGAAUUGGAGACUCUACGCGAUCCGAGCCAGGCUGUACAAUUCAUCGAAAAGCUCAGAUCCGUCAGCGUGUCACCAGAGGUACUGCAGAAUACGGUCUGGAUUGUUUUGAUGGCAUUUUCGGGGUUUGCUGCACUCAUAUCGGUAUUCACAAGGGAGAAUUCUUUGGAGAAGAGCGAAAUUGGGCGACAGGGCCUCCAGACGUCAGCCGCGGAGUGA
Messenger RNA from Dissoconium aciculare CBS 342.82, 1844 nucleotides. RefSeq names its product MFS general substrate transporter. Gene Ontology annotation, molecular function: transmembrane transporter activity. The coding region runs from base 252 to 1844 and encodes 530 amino acids. The transcript has 4 exons. The record is from RefSeq and is a predicted model, not a curated record. Gene Ontology annotation, biological process: transmembrane transport. NCBI's taxonomy places the organism in Eukaryota, Fungi, Ascomycota, Dothideomycetes, Mycosphaerellales, Dissoconiaceae.